GGUGACCAGGGUUUUUACUUUGUGCGUGCGUUUUUGUUUGGUUUUUACUUUUGAGGCCGCAAGGUCUCCCGAGUCGUCCUGCGGCGUCCCUUAUAACUCGCUACACGCACUCCAGUUAACACUUUCGAGGAAAAAGUGACAGCAACUUUACGCGUUACCGUGUUAUUUCGUGCGUUCAGUGCGGUAUUUCGUGAAGUUUUAAGUGCUUGGAGGGGAAAGCGGUUGUGCGGGUUACGAGGAGUUUGCGUCCGAAGGCCAACAACGGAGGAGAAAGUAGAACAAAGAAUUGUUGAACCAGCCUCGGUUGAGAAGUGUGUGCGUGCGUUCGUGCGUGUGUGAUUGAAAAGAAAUUCAUAAUUCGCUGUGCGCGUACCUAACCUCAAAAAACGGUCAACAAAUUGAGCGGCGGGCGUACCUACCUCCCCACGCACAAACACACCCAAGCGAACGGACGCGUGCGCGACUGGAUUUAUCGGAACAGAAAAGAGUUGAAAAGAGCGGUGCGUUGGUAGUUGUGCUCGAUUGCGUGGUUUUCACCGCGGUAUGCGUGCUAUCUCGUGUGCGCUGCGUGUGCGUUGACGCGAGGGGGAUUUUUUCUGUUCCCGUGGAGUUCGAAUUAAAAGGAAAAAUUGUGUCGUCACAACGAAAACGCGUACAACAAAAUUGCGUACACUUUUCCCCGUGACUCAGUAGGCUUCGCUUGCUCGGAACGUUCGACAAGAGAGGGACAAGUGCAAAACAAAAAGGCCAUCUUUGCCAAACAGAUUGCGCAAAACACGCGACAGGAAAAGGGUGCAGAAAGAAGAAGCGUGUAUAAACACAAAGUGUGUGACGACCGAGCUAUCAAGAUUGUACGAGAAAGUAGCGUCUUCAUUCCGUUCGGUGAUAGCCAAAUUAUCUUCAAGUGAAAAUCAAACUGACCAAAUCGUAGCAAUCAUGGGUGCGCAGGUCUACAAUCGCAUGAUAGAGCAGCGGCUGCAUCACACACCACCACCGAUCGGGAUCUCGGCGGCCAACCGUCCGAUCUCCUCCGCCACUAACACGGCUCGCAUCAAACGCAACCUUUUCGGCCGCGUAGACUCAACCUCGGUGAAGCUGUUUGUGGAAGAACAGAUCGCCUCACAGAACGAGGAGAAGCGUAAAAAAUGGAACUUUGACUUCAGCACCGGACGACCGGACGAGAACGGAUCGUACAAAUGGGAGCGCGUUGCUAACCCGCUUACCGUAUCGCCUAGUUCGGCGAUGGUGACACUAACCCGGGCGGCACACACGUUCUCGGCCGGACGACGAAGGGGACCGAUGGUGGAUGAGCAGGAGCCCCUUCCGAUGGAAAAUCUGAUGGAUGAGCGAGCAGAAAAGGCUAACCUCGAGCAGGGUGAUGUGUCGCCGGUCGUGCCGGAAGUGCCGGAAGCGAUUCGAACAUAUCCGAAUCUGCGCAGCACCUCAACCGCCACCGUGACCUCCGCCACGAUCGAGGCACUGCCCACCACACCGCCAUCAUCUCCUACCACCAUCAGCAGAAGCAGCAACUCGUCAUCAUCGUCGUCGUCGUCGUCGUCUUCGUCGCGUGUCACUAGAUCUCGUCAAAUGAAGAUGACCGACUUCCUUAAAGAACGCAAGCGUCCCUCGACUGGCGCUUCGGUUGGUCGUACCCAAGUCAAGAAGGUGCGCGUGUUGGCGACGAUGUCCUCAAACGGUGCCGAUCCCAAGAAAGCCAUCACUUCGCCUGUAACCCGCAGCCACUCGGUGCCAUCUACAUCCUCCGGCUAGUUCCGGCUAGACAGACCACAUCAUUCGGACCACACUCCUCUACACGGCUUUGACUCGAUAGAGAGAGGGAGAGAGAGAGUGUUAUGAAGGAUGCUAGCUAGUUCUAAAUUAAUCCCUAGACACGUUAAGGACACCCGCUCGCCAACCUGCCCGCGCGGGUUGUUUUUUUUUUGUAACAACGUAUUUUAUUUUCGAAAAACCUUCACGUACUCUCGAUCUCGACUACAUUUUCUAGUUGAGGUAGUGUUAAAGUAGUUACCUGCUGCUGUUGCUGUUUAUUUUUGAUUUUUUUUUACACAAAGACAUCCCCCCCCUCUCUCUUUUUAUGAGUUUCGACACAAAUGUUUCGGCCAAUUUCCAUUCUCCCACUGAAAAGAAAAACCCGAUAACGCGUACCCAAAUACAGGCGCCACAGGCGUGUAAAUCACAACAAGGCAGGGCACAGGCGUGUAAAUCACAACAAGGAUGUGCAUCCACAUCCUUAAUCGGUGUGUUAACCGUGUGUUGCACCCUGUUGUACGGGUGCGCUUUAAAUAUAUUUAAACGGGCCGGCACAGGCGCCAUAGUCUUUUGCUUUUGCUAACGUUUUUACAACUUGUACAUCGGGCCAAAGCGGAACGGCAAAUUAUUACUAUUAUUAUUUUCUACUUUUGUAAAUUAUCCUUUAUUUUUCUACAAUUUUUUACCUUCUAAGUAAGGUACAUAGCGUACGAUCGUUAAGUAAUAUAUGAUUAGUGAUAGUAGGACGAUACGGAUUUUUGCGACUUUAAGGUACGAUCGAUGAAUUGUAUGGAAAUUCGCAUUCGGGGGCACACACAUUGGUUAAAGCGAAUGAUUGAAAUACAUAUUUUCUCUAACCAUUAGGAGAACGACCAGGUUGCUCCUAUUGCUUACAGAAAGUUCCGGCACCAUAGCAACGGGCCUAGCAUAAUCCCAACAUCGGUAGCGUGCGCAUAAAGUGAGAGAAAGCGAGAGUAAUGAGGGAAGCAGAAUGUUCUUGCGUAAGCCCCUGCUAGUGCCUGUGAGAGGCUGUGCAAAAGAGAGCAUCCUUUUGUUGUAGCUAUGAGCUGUGAGUUAGUAAUGCGGGAAAUCCUUUUCCAACCAAAUCCACGUCACUCGAUCCUCUGUUAAGUGAGUGAGUUGUGUUUUUGGUGGCUUAAACGAUUUCAUUGUGUGACGUCGUACAUGCAUAGAUCAUAGGCCAGUAGGGCAACAGCUUCUUCAUCUUUUUCUUCGCUGAUCCAGCGCCAUGGAUAAGGAACGUUAUCGCAUGCCGAGCGAUGGUUUCCAGCCACAGCACCAGGAUACGAUCUCAUUCAACGGCUAAUGCACAGUCGGUCGCGAAAUCGUGACGGAGGGAUUGUUGGUGGAUUGUGCAAUAGUUGUAUUAGCAUUAGUGUAUCUAUUCAUCAAAUCACUUCGCUUCACCGCUUUUUACCUUCCUCUAAAUAAUUUUCUUAUUUCUUACGAAUGCGUGCGAUUCUUCAUUCUGCGGCUCAUAAUUUGUAUAGGGCGAUUACGGCGCGAAUAUAGAAACUAAGAAGGGUUCGUUCGUUAGCGUAGAGACGGUAGUUGUGCCAAACGAUACUCGAUAUAAGCGAAGCAAUGGGAAAGGAACGCGAAGUACAAAACACUAUGAGAUCAUCUUCCUGGGAUAAAAAGGAGUCUUACUUGAGCAAGUAGUAGAAGGGAAGCAACCCGCGUUUGUUAACGUGAAUUUAAUCAAACUAGCUUGCUAUCCUCCUGUUACUUCACAUCGUGAGGUGUUCUUUUACCGGAUCAAAAUUCCCGUUACGAUCAAUCGAGCAAUAAGAACCCGAAAUAAGAUACCUUAUCAAACGCAAGCCGAUUAAAUCAUUUAAGCGGUAAAGUAACUUUCCUACCUUGUUGAUCUUCGACUUUUCGGGCAAUGUGUUUGCAUAUGAGCUGACAAUUGCGUUCGAUUAGAUUGAGUGUCGAAAUGUUCCCACCCUGUAGUAAUAACGUUAACGAUAGUGGUAACAGUAGCAGUAGUAAUUGCAUAGAUUAUCCUGCAAGGAUAAGAUUAUCAUCGCUACGCUUGAUCACCUCGUUCUUUUCGCAGUGACGAAGUGAAGUGGCGAUGCGGUUGGAAUCUUCUUUCGCUGCAUCAACUAAGGUGUACAUAGUGCUGCGAAAAUUUUUGGAUCUCUCGUACAUUAGGUGUUACACUUUUGCUCCUUAUUGUAGGUCACUCUAUGAUUAAGCCAGAUGCGGCAAGGAAAACGGGGAUAUGGGAUAAAGAGAGAGAGAAAAUUAAGGAAAACCAGAAAAUCCAGCACUAUCGAGUCCAAAACAAGCAAACAAGCUAUCAUAACCAGUAGGAACAGUAGGAUCCAGCAGGCCCAAAAUUCUGUUUAAAGUCGAAAAAAAACGACAACCAAUUCAGAGAAGAGAGAAAGAGAGGGAUAGAAUCGAAGAUUUCGAUUCGAGUUGAAUGUUUCGAUUCUCACCCUUCUCCCGUUUUUAAUUCCCUGUAAUAGAAUCAAACCAGAUUAACACUAUACUUCCGCUCCUGAAAAUGUACUAAAAUAAAGUUCAAAUGCAUGAAUAUAUAUACC
Molecule: messenger RNA, 4349 nt
Organism: Anopheles darlingi
Lineage: Eukaryota; Metazoa; Arthropoda; Insecta; Diptera; Culicidae
Product: cyclin-dependent kinase inhibitor 1B-like
Exons: 3
Coding region: 937-1770 (277 amino acids)
Biological process (GO): regulation of cell cycle
Cellular component (GO): nucleus
Molecular function (GO): cyclin-dependent protein serine/threonine kinase inhibitor activity
Source: RefSeq, a predicted model, not a curated record